Callorhinchus milii (elephant shark) is the source of this 1067-nucleotide messenger RNA. RefSeq names its product nudix hydrolase 21 (gene nudt21). Gene Ontology annotation, cellular component: mRNA cleavage factor complex. NCBI's taxonomy places the organism in Eukaryota, Metazoa, Chordata, Chondrichthyes, Chimaeriformes, Callorhinchidae. Gene Ontology annotation, molecular function: mRNA binding. The record is from RefSeq and is marked provisional.
AAUGCGGGGUUAGAGCGGGAAGGAGCGGUGGUUGCGGGCCUGCACGUCGGAUCGAGCCCGGUCUCAGCGCCGCGUCUUUCUACCGUUGGAGGCCCGUACUUGCCUUUUGUUAGAGACCGUCCACCUGACGCCAUGUCCGUGGUCCCACCGAGCCGCUCCCAGGCCGGCUGGCCCCGCGGGGUCUCGCAGUACGGCAACAAAUACCUGCAGGCCAAGCCGCUGACCCUGGAGAGGACCAUCAACCUGUAUCCGCUGACUAACUACACCUUUGGUACCAAGGAGCCCCUGUAUGAAAAGGACAGCUCGGUGGCGGCCCGGUUCCAGCGCAUGCGGGAGGAGUUUGAGAAGAUCGGCAUGCGGCGCACAGUGGAGGGGGUGCUGAUUGUGCACGAGCACAGGCUACCUCAUGUACUCUUGCUUCAGCUGGGUACAACCUUCUUUAAACUCCCUGGUGGAGAGCUUAAUCCUGGAGAAGAUGAAGUCGAGGGCCUGAAGCGUCUGAUGACAGAGAUUCUGGGACGGCAAGAUGGUGUGCAGCAAGAUUGGGUAAUAGAUGACUGCAUUGGCAACUGGUGGAGGCCGAACUUUGAGCCACCUCAGUAUCCAUACAUUCCAGCUCACAUCACUAAACCCAAGGAGCACAAGAAAUUGUUCUUGGUACAGCUACAAGAAAAAGCCCUCUUUGCGGUGCCAAAGAAUUAUAAGCUGGUUGCGGCCCCCUUAUUUGAGCUGUAUGACAAUGCGCCCGGUUAUGGACCCAUCAUCUCCAGCCUUCCUCAGCUUCUGAGCAGGUUUAAUUUCAUUUACAACUGAAGUUUAUGGACCUCACUUGAAGUUGAAAAUGGGAAUGGUGAAUGCAUAGGUCUGGGUUUGUCUCACCAUCGCCAAGCCAGAAUAAAUCCCAGGACUUGACCAGUGCUCAACUAGUGGUUUUGUUCUACGUCAUUGAGUACACCGUGCAUCAACCCUGAAGUUGUAGAGAAAUUUAACUGGACUUUUUAUAUAAAAAAAAACUUGAGUGCAGCUUGUAACUGUUUGCUUUUUUUACUUUAUUAAAUGGACAAACG